AUGAAAAAGUUUCCAGGUUCCCCGUACGAUUGCAUCCGCCAACCGCCGUUGUAUGUGCAUCGAACACCAAUUGAAAUGGUUUUUUGUGCAAUACAUGAUGACGCAAAGUCACUUCAUAGUCAUCUGGCAUGCCAAGGGACAGCGAAUCUAGUCGUGGAUUCAAAGUUUUUUUUGAGAUAUUCAAUGACUGGACAUUGUCUAGCUAUUUCGUACCGUCCGUGUUUUUCGAAACUGGCCAGUUCUGUUGAUGGAAAGUUUAUAGAAGUUCCACUGAAUCAAGAGAAUCCUAAAAUUGAAACCGCAUUGCCGAGAAGUCAUAAAUCGUUCGAUGAAGCGGAUUACACUAAAACAGUUCGAACUGCAAGCUCUGCUAUUGAUCAAUAUUUCACUGGUCAUAUUCUCUGUGGUCUCGUUGUUCUCCACUAUGAACCGAUUCCAAAAUCUGUGACAGUCAUCGAAAAAUUAGAUCAAAUCUGCGUGCGACCGGAGGAUGCAGCGCCCACGAGAAAGACGGACGUGGCUCAUGAACAAUUCGUGAAACAGAAACCAGCAAAGUCAAAACUAUGGAAACGAAUUGCAUUAAGUGAAUCAAAUCUCGAAUUCCUCGAUUGUGAGUCAUUAAUCCGCGGGUAUCCUUCACUUCGAAAGAUGAGUAUGAUUUCUGCAAAAAUGGGUCCGAUUCCAAAUAUAGAACGUCUUCCGACAGGAGUUCAAAAUGUGAGACCUCAUUUAGAAGAAGUUGGCAAUGUUCCACUGGUGGCUGGAUUGUUCACGGAUUCGACGACUGCGGCGGUGGAGGAAAUGGUUGAAUGA
Messenger RNA from Caenorhabditis remanei, 813 nucleotides. RefSeq lists its product as uncharacterized. The coding region runs from base 1 to 813 and encodes 270 amino acids. Lineage: Eukaryota; Metazoa; Nematoda; Chromadorea; Rhabditida; Rhabditidae. The transcript has 5 exons. The record is from RefSeq and is a predicted model, not a curated record.